This is a messenger RNA of Hylaeus anthracinus, 4868 nucleotides long. RefSeq names its product wee1-like protein kinase. Gene Ontology annotation, biological process: protein phosphorylation; mitotic cell cycle. NCBI's taxonomy places the organism in Eukaryota, Metazoa, Arthropoda, Insecta, Hymenoptera, Colletidae. The record is from RefSeq and is a predicted model, not a curated record. Gene Ontology annotation, cellular component: nucleus. Bases 705 to 2474 code for a protein of 589 amino acids. Gene Ontology annotation, molecular function: non-membrane spanning protein tyrosine kinase activity; magnesium ion binding; ATP binding. The transcript is spliced from 5 exons.
UUCGCACAUACGAACGCUACAGGUUGCAGCUGCUCGAUAAAAAUUCUUUCACUGCCUCCUUCGUAAAACUUCUUUCACGAAAAGGGCUCUUUGUUCGGAUAAGGUAAAGACGUAAAAGAUUUUUCUUGGCUCGCGUGAGCUUUGAUGCUGUCAUUCGGGAAGCGUAAAGAAGACAAUUUCGUCUCGCUUUUUUCUUGGACAUGGAAUGUUUAAACGAUGAAUGAUGAGGUCAUCGGUGUUGAGGUAGAAUUUGUUUUGGUCGAUUAUUCGUUUAUCGUUAUGAGGAGAACGUCGUCGUUUAUUUCAAAGAAUCCUUUGAUUUUGGUCGAAAGUCUGAAAGAAUAAAGCGUGACAAAAAGUUUUUAGAAUUUUCACUACGGAAUGGUUUCACCCUCGAAAAGUAAGUGCAGAUGACGCUACUAUGUACCACCAUUGUGAGGAAUCGUGACCAAUAGGAGGCCGCGUUAGAUCGUAUUGAAUAGAGGUCUACUUUUAAGAGAGCCUCUGAUUGGUCGUUUGUAAUUUCCCAAGCAACAUCGGGCCACCCGCCAUAACGAACGUAGCGUGGUACGAGCGAGUGUUUGAAUGAACGUGUUCAAACCUAAUUGACUAGAUCUUAUAAUUGGUACCGAUUUCAGUUUAGCAGAUAGCAGUGUACGCGAGACAGUUGAAUACACGGAAACCUAUGGUGACACUUUGAAGCCAUGGAAGUCGCGCAGAAGCUGCAUUUCGACGCAUGCGACAUACAGGACGAAGAGCUGAAUAUCAGCUGUCGUACGAACAGCUCCGGUUGUGAUGUUGAUGAUAUUUUAGAUUCCUCGGCUGAUGAUUUCGGAUGUUCGCCAUCCCUUCAACCGAGGAAGUUGUCGUUUAGUAAUACAAUGGAUUGUAGUGACAGUGAAAGUAAUCAAACGGUGACAGUUAAUAAUAACAAAACUCCGAUCAGCAACGUGACAGGAACAUCAAGGAUUAGAAUUCCUCCCCGUGAGAAUGUAUGUGCGCAAAAAAUGUCAAUGGCGUGUAGUCCACCUUAUAAACGUGUUAGGGCUUUACGUCUUUUCGACUCACCUGCAACCCCUAAAACUUUAAUGGAGAAGAGCGCGAUGCAUACUUCAUUUCCAUCCAAAUGCACCAGACUAUUUUCAUUAGACAAAUCAAGACCCUGUAAUUAUCAAAAUAAAUCUGACAAACCUGCAGCUAAUGUAAAUCCUUUUACACCAAAUGGAAUGUUGUUAACUGCAAGGAAGCGUACUAGAUCUAAACGUAGUCUCAAUGACUCUCCCGAUAUCCAAAUUCCGAAAUUCGAUCUUCCCGAUUCCGAUGAUUCAGACAACGAAAUAGAACAAGCUACGAAGCGCGUGGCAUUGCAAGAUUCUAAUAUUCCUAGAUACCAUCAAGAAUUCCAUGAACUUGGAUUAAUCGGUACAGGCGAAUUUGGUUCGGUUUAUAAGUGCAUCAAUCGACUGGACGGAUGCACUUACGCUAUUAAAAAAAGUAUUAAGCCUGUUGCUGGAAGUAUCAAUGAAAAAAAUGCCUUGAACGAAGUAUACGCGCAUGCCGUACUUGGCAAACAUCAACACGUCGUACGAUAUUAUUCAGCUUGGGCAGAAGAUAAUCAUAUGAUUAUUCAAAAUGAAUAUUGUAACGGUGGUAGCCUAGCGGAUGCUAUCGCUAAUUUACAAAAGGAAAACAAGCAUUUUACCGAAGCUGAAAUGCGACAACUUCUAUUACAUGUCGCAGAAGGAUUAAGAUACAUUCAUAGUAUGCAAUUAGUACACAUGGACAUUAAACCAGGAAAUAUCUUUAUUUCGAAAGAGAAGAGGUUACUAGCAGUUAAUUACGAUUCGGCAGACGACGGAUUCGACGAAGAAGAAACAAUAGAAGAAGAAAUCACAUAUAAAAUAGGCGAUUUAGGUCAUGUUACGUCUGUUAAUAAUCCUCAAGUUGAAGAAGGAGAUUGUAGAUAUCUACCAACAGAAAUUUUACGCGAAGACUUUAGUCAUCUACCAAAAGCUGAUAUUUUUGCUUUGGGAUUAACCGUCUACGAAGCAGGCGGAGGAGGUCCGUUACCUAAAAACGGACCCGAGUGGCAUAAUAUUAGAAAUGGAAACUUGAAGGAAUUGCCACACUACAGCAGAGAUCUUAACGAAUUACUCAAGCUAAUGAUUCAUCCAAAUCCUGAAAUGAGACCUUCAGCGGUAUGCCUCAUUCAACAUAGAGUACUAUGUCCGUUUGGAAAUAAAACGAAAGCUCAAUUGCGACGAGAACUGAAUGCGGAAAAAUUAAAAAAUGAAAUUCUAUCCAAACAAUUGCAAGAAGCGGCUAAAUGUCUAAAAACCAUUGCUCCAAACGUAGCGGCAAUUAAUAAUACGAUGAAUGCCGGAGGCUACAAGUUAAGACCAACGCCAACUAGAACUUCAUCGAGGGUAGUGGGUAAAAAAGUAAAUCGAAGUAAUAGCACUACAAAUUUUUGAAUGUUUUAUGUUAUAUUUUUGUCGGACUAAAAAGAAGGAACGAAGGGGGUAGGUAAAGGUGCUUAAAGAAUAAACGAUUCUUUUAAGUACUUUGAUAUUGUGAUAUGAAUCAACCGUAGCUUAUAAGUGAAAAUAUGAUCAAUAUUUGAUGAUAUGAGAAUAUAAGAAUGAUAUACAGAGUGAAAUUGCAUAAUAGUCAUGGGUAAACUUUUUUGCCGCGAUGAAGGUACUACAAUAAUAAAACGAGCAUGAAUUGCAGAACAAAAGACUAUAAACAGGUAAUUUCUCAAUUAUUUACAUCUCGUGUUUCGUCGCUACUUCAAUUUUAAACAUGGCUACAGUAUACAGUAAUUUAAUACUGUUAAUCUAUGUAUAUUGUGUGUGUUUUAUUUUAAUGUUAGAUAACAAAAUAGAUAUUUAAGGUUUGGAAGAUAAUUAAUUAGUGUCAUUGUUCGUCGGUAUCUUUCAGGGUAUACAACAUUGUUUAAAUUUUACUCUUUAAAAAGAACAAGAACAAUUUUACUAUAUACUUCAACACGUGCCUUUAAUGUUUUUGUUGCAACAUUUUUACGUAUACACUAUGUACAAUUACGAUAUACAUUUGUUUUGUAAUAUUUUCAAUUUUUUAAAAAAAUCAAAUUAACAGUAUUAUAAAAAGAUAAACGUUAAAAAAAGAGUUGCUAGUUAAUGUUUUAAUCAUUGUUUGAUACUUCUGUUCCUUUCCAGUUGUUCGAGAAUUACUAUAGUAAAUAAUUGGGAAUGCUAACAGUAGAUUACAACAAAUCAUUUGUUACAAAUACGUUGUACUUUUUAUAUAUCGAUAUUUGCAUGUAUUAAUAGUUCAAUAUUUUAUAUUGUCUAGCAUUUAAUUGCUACUACACUUGUAUUAUUCAUCGUUUGUUACUCUCAGGCUUCUUAUCAAAAUGUUUAGUUUACUAUUUUUUCUUUCUUUGUUUAUGGAAAUUUUCAUAUUCGGACAGAAGACUGCUAUUUUAAAUUUUUAUACUUCUUCAUAAUACGAACUCAAUAGCUUUUAAGGGAUUAUAUUUUUUAAUGUGAUAACGAAAAAUUAAUAUUACUCACUUAGCAUUGGCUGCUUGUAAAUACGUACUUUUGAUAACAGAAAGGUAAUCAUUUUUCAAUCAUUAAAGCCGAUAGCUGACACAAUAGAGCUUCAUCCAAGCAUACUUCCUAGCCCUAAUCAUUUCAAUUUCACUCUGUGUAUGCUUUAUAUGAAAGAAUAAUAACUCUUAAAAUCAUAAGCGAUUAAAGAGUGACCCUUCGAACGUAAAAUGUUUUAAGUUUAAAUUAUUUUUAUAGUAUUUUUUUAGUCCUAUUGUCUUUGGCAUGCUCUAGAUUUCGUAUUAUACCAUUUUCUCUCGUGUUUUUAUUAUAUAUAUCGAAUACUGAUGUUUAAUAAUCCGCGUUUCUAGUGUAGACGGUACUUUCGAUUAGGUGUUCCUUAUUUUAUUUACUAGUAUGAAAUUCGCAAGAAAAGGAAGACAUAUAUUUUCUAUAUUGUACAAAUCUCCUAUGAAUUUUUCUACUUAAUUUUGGUCUUGUAACAAACUUUGUUUCACGAUCAGGGAUGUCAAAGUAUGGUAGUUCAUUACGGUGUAGUGAAUUUGACGAUCCGUAUUAUACGAAUACAUUCGAUGAAUAUUCUUGUUCCUUAAAGUGACAUCAGUUAGAUGCCUUAUGUACAAUCAUGGCUUCUAGCUAAUAAAAAAAAAGAAAGAAUUAAAGCCUUUGUAUGUACCUUAAUUUAACAUUCUCGUGUCACUAAGCAUGCUAAUAUGUGAUCUUUUAUAUUUGUGUUACCGACGCAUUUCGAUAUUUAUAUUAAAUAGCACGUGUAAUGCCUCGCAUUACUGUUUACAAAAAUUCGAAAGAAAUAUCUGGACAGUGUUUUCUAAUAUCAUGUAAUUUGUUGUAGUUUGCGAUACAAACUACUUGUGUUUUUUUUUUAUUUACUAUAUGAAUUUGGUUUUUGAACAAGGUCUAUUAAAAAACAAAUUUCCCAUUGCAUUGUCGAUGUUAAAAGUAAUGCGAUCGAAAUGUUAAUUCUCCCCAGUCUUGUAACUUAUGUGUAACCUCGUUUAACAACCAAUGUUAUGUAUUUAGUCAUAGACCGCGAUAUGUAUAAAAGUUAUGGACUUGCGUACAAAAAAAAAUGUGAAUAAUCCAUAAAAAAAAAAAGCGGUUUAAGCUUCUAAGUGUGUGCCAGAAAGGGUAGACCCCGAUUUGUGGCAUUAAAAUAUGUGGUGUUGCACCACAUUUAUAUACACUGUGAACUGUUGUUUCAUUAAUCUUAUUAUUAUUAUUAUUAUUAUUAUUAAUAUUAUUAUUAUAUAUUAUUAAUAUUAUUAUAAUAAAUGAUAAUUAACGAACUGA